AUGAGGUCACUAAGCCUUCUAUCACAGUCUAGCCUUCGGCAUUCUGAGUCUCUCACCGGUGAUCAUGCAUGCUUGCAUGUUAAUCCAGAGACCAAUGACGUUUACUUGGCCGGAUUAGAAGAUACAGAGUAUGUGUUGUCGAAAAUUGUAUACAUUCAGGAUGGGUCUACACUUAAACCUUACAAACAACAAAUAUUGGGAUUCCCCGCAGAGGAGAUCGUGGAUAUACAUUUUCUGAUUGACACUCAGACUGUCUGUAUUGCCUUUGCUAAAGGAGCUAUUGGCGUGAUUGAUGGUGAUCAGUAUGAUGUCGUAGGAGAAGUCGAAUCUGGAAUAAGGUGUAUGGAAUGGAGUCCUGAUGAAGAGUUAGUUAUCAUUGUAAGCGGUGUCGGCACUAUCAUGAUAAUGACAAAAGACUUUGAUGUGAUUACCGAGUUUCCUGUUAAUGUCGAUGAGGAGGGUGAAGCUGCACCAAUAUCCCUCGGCUGGGGUAAGAGAGAAACACAAUUUCAUGGUUCAGAAGGCAAACAGGCAGCACAGGUCAAGUUUGAUGUCUCGAAAUACACCAAGUCACCGGACGACGAUAUGAAAACACGGAUAUCUUGGUGUGGAGAUGGAAGCCUUUUCUGUUGCUCUGAUUACGACUCCACGAAAGGAAGGAGGAUAAUACGAGUAUAUAACAGGGAAGGAGUAUUACAGAAUACUAGUGAGCCAGUUGAUCAGUUAGAACACAUUUUAUCAUGGCGUCCCGCCGGAAACUUGAUAACUUCAUCACAGCGCCUUCCUCAUCGUCAUAUAAUCUGUUUCUUCGAACGCAACGGAUUACGACAUGGUGAAUUUGUAUUACGCGAAACCGGAGAACAUAGAUUAGUCGAAGUCGCGUGGAAUUGCGAUUCGACUGUUCUUGCUGUCUGGCUGGUGAGAAAAGAGGGAACCUCAUCAGUGCAGUUGUGGAGUAUGAAUAAUUAUCACUGGUACCUGAAGCAAGAAAUCAAUAGUAGUGCAGACGAUCAAAUUGCUGCUAUUCAAUGGGACACUGAGAUUUCGUUGAGAUUGUAUUUGGUUACAAAAUCCGCCUAUCAUCGGUUGGACUACUCGUGGAAGGUUUUCUGUUCACCGAUACUAUCUCCGCAUAACAAUGCAGCAAUAGCCGUGAUUGAUGGAUCCUCACUGCUCCUAACUCCAUUCAAACACAUGAACGUUCCACCACCAAUGAGCGCGUUUGCACUCUCCCUCCCUGCUCCGGCAUCUUAUGUUUCAUUUGGGCCGUUUGAUAGAUGCAAUGAUUUUAGCGUUCUUCUCAAUAAUUCUCAACUUGCUCUUUUCGACUGGACUAUGGAAUCAAACCAACCGCACUCGCCACCAAUAGAAACAGGAAUGGUUGACUUGAGCGAAUAUGAAAGUAUUAGACAAGUGUUAUGGAAGGAUCAAAAGACUUUUGUAUUUGUGAAUGCACCUGGCAUCGAGGACAAGGAGGAAAUUGUCAUGAUCAGAAUAGAUAUUGGGGAAAAGCAAGGGCAAGAUGACGAGGAAAAAACUAAAAAGCUAAUGGUGGUAGAAAGAUUCGUUUUAAAGUUGGAGAAGAGCGUGGUUAGGUUGUGGAAGAGUGGGUCCUUGGAGAGAGUGUUUAUCGAAGAUUUUGAUGGUGAUGUAUAUGAAGUCCUCUUCAACACAGAAACCUCGCCAACAUCCAUAUCACUCUCGUCACUCGUAACACACCUUCCUGAACCAUGCCCAUAUGUCGCAUCUAUCGAUCUGCCAACAAGCACGGAAACCCCAAUCAUAAUAGCUCAGAGUGAACGCAACAAGUUAUACGCAAAUGACCGAUUAAUUGCGGCAGACUGUACGUCCUUCUUUAUCCACAACAAGUUUCUUAUAUUUACUACGCUAAAUCACCAUGCACGGUUUCUGAGUAUAAGUACGGAUGAUGAGAUUAAAGAGCUCGGAAAAACGGUUUUGGUGACGUCACCAAAUGUGAAAGACGAAACAACGAGACGCGUUGAAAGAGGGUCAAAAAUAGUCAUUGCUGUCCAAUUCGGUACAUCGUUAAUACUGCAGAUGCCUCGUGGUAAUUUAGAAACCAUUCAUCCUCGCCCUCUGGUUCUCUCUACUGUAUAUGCUUCCCUCGAUGCGCUCGAUUACCGCCCUGCACUCUUGUCUUGCCGCAAACAUCGCUUAGAUCUCAAUAUCAUUCAUAACUAUGCGCCUCAGAUAUUCCUACAGAAUAUCGGAAAGUUUGUAAGAGAUGUUGAUAAGACAGAUUUAUUUAAUUUAUUUUUAUCCAGUUUGAGUGGUGACUCUAGUACAGUAAAUACAAUAUGCGAUACUAUUCGCGGAGUACUCGAGUCUGCUGAUUUCAAAAGGUAUAUACAGCCGAUCCUCACUACUUAUGUAAAGAAGACACCGGCUGACCUUGAGGGUGCACUGAAUGUGUUGGCUGAUAUAAAACAAAAAGAUUCGGCCUUGGCAGAAUCGGCAUUAAAGUAUAUGAUAUUUCUUGCCGAUGCUGAUCGAUUAUACGACAUUGGACUGGGAAUGUAUAAUUUUAGCCUUGUGUUGAUGGUCGCUCAACAGUCACAGAAAGAUCCUCGAGAAUAUCUUUCAUUCCUGACCGAAAUUCAAAAGCACGAUAAAUAUUAUCAACGGUUCAAAAUAGACGAUUAUCUUAAACGACACGAGAAAGCAGUGAGAAAUUUAGCAUUGGCUGGAGACAAGCAUUUUGAUGAAUGUUUAAAGUAUACGCAAAGGCAUGGACUCUAUUUGACUGCACUUGAAUCGUUUGAGAAAAAGAGCGACAAGUACAAGGCUGUAAUGGCUCUAUAUGGCGAUUACCUUACGUCAGAACACAAGUAUGAAGAGGCUGGAGUUGCAUACAAGUUAUCAGAAACUCCUCGCAAAGCUCUCGAGGCAUACAAGGCAGCGGGCUCAUGGCGAGAAGCUAUCAUAAUUGCUCAACAACUACAAUUUUCACCGGAUGACAUAUUGGACCUUUCUAGAGAAAUUUCCGAGAUAUUGGUUGAGAAGAGACAAUAUGCAGAUGCAGCAAGAGUGCUUUUAGAUUAUACAGGGGAUCCCGAAGAGGCCAUACCUUUACUCGGUAAAGGUUAUCAAUGGAGCGAAGCCAUUCGUAUCUGUCAACUACAAAAUCGACGAGAUUUGAUAGAAACACACGUAAAACCAAGCAUAAGUGAAGGCUACGAACAUGUUAUAGAAGAUAUAACAGAGAUGUCGGCUCAAUUCCAUAAACAAACCAAGAGACUUGUUGAACUUAAAGAAAAGCGAAUGACACAUGAAGAAG
Molecule: messenger RNA, 3298 nt
Organism: Paraglomus brasilianum
Lineage: Eukaryota; Fungi; Glomeromycota; Glomeromycetes; Paraglomerales; Paraglomeraceae
Source: the annotation of a GenBank genome assembly